AUGAGGCUUGCCAUCCUCACGAUGCAGGGCUUUUGUGACGUUCGUCUGGCUCAAGGAGCACCGAUGGAAGAGGCAGCGGCAACGCCCGGCAAGCCAAAAAGCAGCCAGGGCCGUGGGCCAUCUGAGACCAGCCUGGAAGCCGAAGGAUCGUUUGUCCGCACCCGGCCGCAGCGCUGUCCAUUCCAGGAGGCAAAGGGCUUCUCGCGACGCGAGAGGCGUGUUGGAGAGGAGAUUGUUGCCGCGACCAGUCCUGCCAAAGUGCUGGAGGUUGCAACGAGGCAGGAGCUGAGCCCGGUGAAUUGUAUCACGGCGAUCCAUCGCAUCGCCAGCCUCUCCGUGUCCACGCCACUGGAGACCGGGAGCUGGUUGCUGCUUGCAGCCGCGGAGGCAGCGACGCAGGCUGAUGCACGGGGCCCCGCAAACUUUGUCCGGACAGCUGGCAGCAUGCGCGUGAGAUGUCCAAUGCAAGGCCUCAUGGACGCCUUCCACCGGAGGCUGCCUGAACUUGGGUCUCAGGGUACUGUCAACACCUUGCGGUCACUUGCAGCCCUACAAGCCUGA
Symbiodinium natans is the source of this 561-nucleotide messenger RNA. The record is from the annotation of a GenBank genome assembly. Lineage: Eukaryota; Dinophyceae; Suessiales; Symbiodiniaceae.